Molecule: messenger RNA, 1187 nt
Organism: Lepisosteus oculatus (spotted gar)
Lineage: Eukaryota; Metazoa; Chordata; Actinopteri; Semionotiformes; Lepisosteidae
Source: RefSeq, a predicted model, not a curated record
GUUCUGGCGGCCCACCCCUGCUCGUACAGGGAUGGUACGCCCCCGGCCGGGCGCGUGCUGGCGGUCUGAAACCUUUUGGCGCUAAAAUGAGCGGCGCUGGCAGGGGUGGGGAUGUGAGCGGUCUGCAAGCUUCAGUCUGCAGAAACGGGGUUGAGAGAUGUCAAGGAAUGUGUUGUCUCUCUAGAAUGGCUGCCGAGCCGGAACGCGUUUUCCAGAUCUCUGGAAUCCGAAACGCAGAGACGAAGAGGAGUUUGCUGAAGUGCAUUUCCAGUCUGGGCGGGAUAUACGCUGGUGGAUCGGCUUACAGUGAGCGAACCACACACCUCAUCGCGAGGAACGUCAGCCCCAGUGAGAAGUUCCUCGCGGCUUGCGCUGCAGGUAUCUGGGUCCUGCGCCCCGAGUACGUGACGGAGAGCGCGAGAGCCGGCCGCUGGCUGGCCGAGGAGCCCCGCGAGUGGGGGAGCCCCGCGCGGCGCUGGCGGGGGCAGGCCGGGGCGUUCCGCGGCUGGAGGGUUGCGCUGCUGCUGGGCGACGCCGGCAAGAGGAAGGUGUUCGAACGGAUUCUGAAAGCCGGGAAGGCCACGGUCUAUCACUGCCCGCCUUCCACCCAGGAAUUUACACAUGUUCUGGUGAAAAACAUGAGACAGGAGACACCACCCUGCGGGGCUCCCUGCUACUCGCUGAACUACAUUGCUCAACAUUUAUUUGAGGAAACGGAGAGCCCCAGGGCAAUGCCACCGCCUCUUUCACCCGACGCUCAGCAGAGGCUUUUCUCCGAACUGGAGCUGAAGCUGAAGGAGCACGUCCUGGCACUCGAGGUUUUGCAAGCAAAAUGUGCGUCUGUUGACUUCCAAAACUGCUACUCCACGGCGGACUUGCAGGACGCUGAAAGCCCGCUGUUCGUGAUCACGUUUCUGAACACGCUGCACGACGUGUUCCGCAAUAACCCUCCCUGGGGGUGGCCCUCCCGAGUCGGGUACUUCCUGAGCCUCCUGCAGUGUCCCGAGUGCAAGGAGGGGCCUUGGGCCUUUCUGGAGGCGUCUGCCAGGCGGCUCGUGUCCGGCGGUCCCUGCUGCCACCUCUGCCCUGAGCCCGUCAGCCCAGAGCAGGAGAAGUUCCAUGCCCAUCUCCUGGCCUUCCUUCUCGAUCUCUACAGGUUUGAUCUCCACUCCUUAAACACCAGGUAA